AUGACACUUGACUCCUUGAACUCCAGGCCAAAACCUAGUGGCUAUGGCAUUGUAUUGUUGGAGAUGUUUAUAGGAAAGAUGUCUACUGAUGAGAUGUUUGAUGACAAUUUGAACCUUCAUAAUUAUGUUAGGAUGGUUUCGCCGGAAAGAGUAGCAGAUGUUGCUGAUUCAGGGCUUAUUCGACACGACGACGAGUGCUUGAUUUCAAUAUUUGGAAUUGGACUUGCAUGUUCAGAAGAAACUCCGAGUGAAAGGUUGAACACCAAAGAAAUUGUAACUAAGUUGCUGGUCAUCAAGAAGGAAUUGAUCAGAACUGAGGGGAAACAUUGA
Molecule: messenger RNA, 330 nt
Organism: Ilex paraguariensis (yerba mate)
Lineage: Eukaryota; Viridiplantae; Streptophyta; Magnoliopsida; Aquifoliales; Aquifoliaceae
Source: the annotation of a GenBank genome assembly